Effrenium voratum is the source of this 1048-nucleotide messenger RNA. Lineage: Eukaryota; Dinophyceae; Suessiales; Symbiodiniaceae. The record is from the annotation of a GenBank genome assembly.
UGGAGCAUUGGCAUCCCACUCCUAUGCACCGGCUUGCGGUGAGACUCAAGCCCAGCCAAUGGUCGUCGAGAAUCGGUGGCUUGCCAGCCAUAGUACUGGGAUCUGUGCGGACCAAGAAAUGGAAGCCCUUCCACUCCAUGUACCGGACCAACCGCUUGCGAGAGAUCCGGCAGAAAGAGGCCGAAGCCGCGCAGGCUGCGGCUGCUGAAGAGGCAGACGCCGACGGCGCCAAGACUAUGAGCCGCAAGGCCAACGAAGCCCGCGUGAGCACCACUCCCUUCCAGGCAGCGCGCCUGAUGCGGGUCUUUGAUGUGGUGCCGGAGCCGGACGGCCUGGUCACGUUUUGGACCAGGCUAAACGUCGACCUGUCUCGUGAAAGUGUGCGAGGCACCUGCAACUUGCCUCAUGGCCUGAGCACAAAGCUGAAGGUCUUGGCGUUUUGCCCGGAUGAUCAGAUCGAGGAGAUGCUGGCAGCCGGGGCUGACUUUGCAGGCAUCACAGAACCUCUGAGAAGGAUCGGCCAAGGCUGGAUGGGCUUCGAUCGAUGCCUGGCCACUCCCAGCAUUAUGCCUCAAGUCAUGAAGAUCGCCAAGGUCUUGGGCCCCAGGAAGAUGAUGCCGAAUCCCAAGAGCGGCACCGUGGUGCCCAACCUCCCCGUGGCCAUCAAGGAGGCCAAAGGCGGAGCCCUGUUGGAGUACCGCGCCGAGGGUGAAGGCGAGUUGAAGGCCACCAUUGGGGAUGCCAACUUCACGGAUGCCAAGAUUCUGGAGAAUAUGAAGUUCCUGGUGCAAACGUUGCUGAGAGCGCGGCCCCGUUCUGCGGCACCCAGCGGAGGCUCAGGGCCCACGGAUCCCACCAAGAAGCCCCCGGGCGCGCCGCUGAUUGGAGGGCCCAGUAUCGCUGCUUCUGAAGACAAGGAUCUCUACUUCCGGGAAGCCACCUUGCGCUUGGGAAGUCGUGGGCCGGCGAUCCGCAUUGAUCCGGAGUCAAUGAUGCCGUCCUCGGUUGGAUACUUUCGAUAGCGGCCAGGGAGGCUGUGGAAGUCAGG